CGCCAUGAUUUCGUUCCACUCGCGAUAUUUUUUGCAUUCCCAACUGCACUUUGUAAAGAACACGUCGAUUGAUAGUGCAGCAAGGCGCUUUUUUGUUUCGGGGCGACAGCAACACACUGGCCCCCGUCAAUGUUCCUGCUGCCAUGAUCGGGAGACACCUGUGGGAUUACAUCUUCAUCCGGACAUGCAUCCUCUUCCUGCACCUGGUCGUCCCUCUCAGUGUAAUUUACUCACUGGUCGGCCCCCUAGUCCGUCUUCCAUUCCGACUUCCCCGAGUACUACAGCUAUGGCUCGCUCUCGAGGCCGCUUUCUAUCUCGCCGUCUACCUACCGCGAAAAGCAUACCUCCAGAAGGCCGCGAGGCAUCCACUUCCUCCGUGCCGUGAGGAGCGCAAAGAGUUGUUCGAGCGCUGUCACAGCAACAUCCCUGAUCCAGUCCAGUACCUGAGAAAAUGGUUCCGUGGUGCGCCAGUGGCGGAUAUUAAGCGGGAGAAUGUCAAAGAUUUUUUCCGAUGGGCGUUCUUCAACACGGGAGAGCGUGAGCCAGCAUAUGAUGAGGAGCUAGAGGAGUAUGUUGGCGAGAUGGAGAAGUUGUUAGGGAGGAAAUUGGAACCCGGUCGCGGCAAUGCCAAGUGCCUCAGAUUGACGCUCGACAAAGUAGAGAUGUUACAUCGAAGCUUGGCGUGGUAUCUGUGUGUGUUUGUCGUCGAUACAGCGGCAUCCAUGCAUUUGUGGCGCCAGUCCUUCAAAUUCUAUCGCCCAUCGUUCCUCCAGUGUCUUGCCGUCUUCCCCUUACGGCCCCUCACACUCUUUAGCUCCCAUAGCUCCUCUGGGCAAUGUCUCACUUACUGGCACCGGCCGCACACUUCAAAGACGCGGCUGCCGAUCCUCUUCAUUCACGGCAUUGGCAUCGGACUCUACCCGUAUAUAAACUUCUUGGCGGACCUCAAUGCAGACGAUGACGAGGAUGCACCAGACGGUGAGGUGGGGAUCAUUGCCAUAGAGAUUAUGUCAAUAAGCUCCAGGAUAACGACUGAAGCAAUGACAAAGGAGGCAAUGUCCAAGGAGAUUCAACACGUAUUGGAGGGGCAUGGGUGGCAAAGGGUUGUGCUGGUAUCGCAUUCUUACGGAAGCGUGGUUGCGACACAUCUGCUGCGAUCUCCCCAGAUCGCACAAAAGAUCGGGCCGGUCUUGUUUGUUGACCCCGUAUCUUUUCUGCUCCAUCUCCCCGAUGUGGCGUACAAUUUUGUAUGCUCACUCUGGUACGUCGGGCUUACACAUUACCAUGACUAACGUCUAACGCCGUAGAUCUGUCGAAAGCCAAGCCAAGCAAACGAAUAUCUGCUCUCUUAUUUCGGCUCUAAGGAUAUGGGCGUCUCGCAUACGCUAUUCCGACGCUUCUUCUGGGCUGACAAUAUUUUGUGGAAGGAGGACAUUCGGGGCCGCCGCGUGACAGUAGCUCUAGCUGGCAGAGACAUAGUAGUAGACACGUCGGUAAUUCGGGCAUACCUAACAGGUUCGGGGGUUGCGGAAGGGUGUGCUCUGCAGACAGGGGAUGGAGGCAAUGCAGAGAUGAUAGGUGAUACACCGGGGGUGCUGUGGUUUCCGGAUUUGGACCAUGGCCAAGUUCUCUAUGGGAAAAAGACGCGACGAGUACUAACUAGGGCUGUGAGGACGCUCUGCAAGGAAUUACCAGAAUAACAGACGGUGGUUCCGGCCUAUCAAUAGGUACACAAUUUAGAAGGCUUACCAAGAUAUCUUGGGAGCUGCUGCGAAAG
Molecule: messenger RNA, 1777 nt
Organism: Purpureocillium takamizusanense
Lineage: Eukaryota; Fungi; Ascomycota; Sordariomycetes; Hypocreales; Ophiocordycipitaceae
Exons: 3
Coding region: 144-1292 (382 amino acids)
Source: RefSeq, a predicted model, not a curated record